This is a messenger RNA of Miscanthus lutarioriparius, 513 nucleotides long. NCBI's taxonomy places the organism in Eukaryota, Viridiplantae, Streptophyta, Magnoliopsida, Poales, Poaceae. The record is from the annotation of a GenBank genome assembly.
AUGGGGAGGGGCACUUUGGGCGCCGCUGCGUUGCAUGUGAGGGUGCAGCGGAAGGGGACCCGUGGGAUUAGUUGGGAUGAGGGCCUCCAUGGGAAGGCGACGACGCCGCAGGCAAGCGACAGGUCAGGGGAGAGAAACAUGGACUCUUGGAAACAAAGCGAUGGGAGGAAGGAAAGGCUGAGGUUCUCGGUGGAGGGACGCAGUGGCGGACCCAGGAUUUCAGAGUACGCGGCGCCGUCGUCGAGCCCGAGCCCUCAAGCGAGCGGCGACCGAGCGCGCUGCGCCACUUGCGCGCGGGGUCGCGGGGUCGCGCCGAGCCCCAGGACGAGCGGCGAGUGGGAGGCGGGUUGGGCGGUCAGCGGCAAGCGGGCGGCGGGUUGGAGGCCUGCGGCCAGCGACGUUCCGGUGCGGGCUGUGGCGUCGCGACGGCCGCAGGGCGCGGGCGCGGGCGCGGGCGGGAUAGCUGCGGCGCGGUGCGUUUGGAUGGAGCUCUGGAUAGGGAAAUGGAUAUGA